Molecule: messenger RNA, 1656 nt
Organism: Megalops cyprinoides (Indo-Pacific tarpon)
Lineage: Eukaryota; Metazoa; Chordata; Actinopteri; Elopiformes; Megalopidae
Gene: zcchc4
Product: zinc finger, CCHC domain containing 4
Exons: 13
Coding region: 67-1578 (503 amino acids)
Biological process (GO): rRNA methylation
Cellular component (GO): cytoplasm; nucleolus
Molecular function (GO): zinc ion binding; rRNA (adenine-N6-)-methyltransferase activity
Source: RefSeq, a predicted model, not a curated record
AAGGAAAUGGCAACAUGUCAGCUUACUGUGAAGGCGUGCUUUUAAUGUUGUAAAGAUUUUCAUAUCAUGCGUACUAAUAAAAUGACGGACGCAGAUUUAAACAUAUCUGAAGGAGAAAGCUUUGGAAUUGAAGUUAUACUUGACGAAGCUGAAGACAAGAAAGCACCGUGUUGUCCUCACGGGCCCACGCUGUUAUUUGAGAAGGUGUGCCGAGCGGAGGAGCGAGGCCGGAGAUUUUUUGCCUGCUCGGCUUGCAGAGACCGGAGAGACUGCAGCUUCUUUCAGUGGGAGGACGAGAAGGUGUCCCAGGCCAGGCUGCUGGCAAGAGAAAAGGAAAACCAGCUGAGGCAGCCUCCUUUCUCUCAUCAGGAGUACUGCUUGAGGUUCAGAGAGUUUGUAUCUCUGCCCUUGGACCAAAGAAAGUUCUGUCAAGAGUGCCAGCUCCUGCUGCUCCCUGCAGACUGGCCCGAGCAUGCAGCUCACAAGGCGCUCUCUGAUGACGUCACAGUGGCCCGACUGAGGAGGCCCAGCCUGCUGCUCUGCCCUCUGGAGAAUAAGAAGAGCAACGCUCAGUACCUGUUCGCUGACCGCAGCUGCCACUUCCUGUUGGAUUUGCUGUCCAGCAUGGGCUUCAAGAAGGUGCUCUGUGUUGGGACUCCACGACUCCAUGAGCUGAUCAAAAUAAGGAAUGUGGAAGGCCAGAAUAAAUCCAUGAAGAGCCUCCUUCUGGACAUUGAUUUCAGGUACUCUCAAUUUUAUAGUGAGGAUGAGUUCUGCCACUAUAACAUGUUUAACCAUCACUUCUUUAACGGAGAGCCAGCAGAAGCAGUUUAUAAAGCCUUUCUGCGCCAGGACAACGGGGAGAAGGUUGUCAUGGUGACGGACCCUCCUUUCGGAGGUCUGGUGAAGCCGCUGGCUCGCAGCUUCUCCCGAAUCUCGGACACGUGGAGGUCUCUGCAGACCCCAGAGAACAGCAGUCAGGAGAUGCCCAUGAUCUGGAUAUUUCCCUAUUUCUUCGAGUCCCGCAUCUUGGAAUGUUUCCCCUCUUUCUCCAUGAUGGAUUACCAGGUGGACUAUGACAAUCACCCUCUCUACAAGCGUGGGAAGACAGGCCGGAAGCAGUCCCCUGUCCGGCUCUUCACAAACCUGUGUCCACGGGACAUCGUCCUGCCAGAGAAUGAGGGCUACAGGUUCUGCUCGACGUGCGAGAGAUACGUGUCCUCUGGAAACAGGCACUGCUCAGCAUGCAACGCAUGCACAUCGAAGGACGGGCGGGAGUGGAGACACUGCGAGCUGUGUGAGAAGUGUGUGAAGCCAUCCUGGCUCCACUGUCCUGUCUGUGAGCGCUGUGCCCUGCCUGAUCACCCCUGUGGGAGGAGCCAGGCCGGCUGCUUCAGCUGUGGCAGCCAGGAGCACAAGCGCAGGGCAUGUCCCCACAGCACCAAGCACGGCAAGAUCAGAGGUCACGCUGCAGGGAAGGGACGGGGUACAGACCUGUCCAAACAGACCGCUGGCAGGACCAGAGCCAGGAACAGGAAAUCCACCGCUCGGGGAUCAAAGAAACGCAGAGUCACGUGACCUCCCCGCUCUGCGGAGUGCAUGUUUUUAUGUAUAUGUACAUUUUGAAGUAUGCUAAAUACAGGUUUCCUUUUUCGC